Molecule: messenger RNA, 1251 nt
Organism: Phaeoacremonium minimum UCRPA7
Lineage: Eukaryota; Fungi; Ascomycota; Sordariomycetes; Togniniales; Togniniaceae
Product: putative lea domain protein
Exons: 4
Coding region: 1-1251 (416 amino acids)
Biological process (GO): polyketide metabolic process
Source: RefSeq, a predicted model, not a curated record
AUGCCGGUCUCUUGUUUUCAGCCGCUUGGGCUUGGUAUAUCUAUUCUACCUCCUCUCACAAGGCGUGGACAUGGCCCUGGACUCAUUUUGCUUGUUCCCGACGCGGACGAGCAGAUGAAGAUCGCCGAGGGAGUGCCGUCUCACCUUGUCAAGUGGGCCGAGGAGGGCUACACCGUGGUGGAGAUCCAAAUCCAGGCUAUCAAAGACGGUGGAGCUACCAACGCACUCUCGAUUGCACUUAAGGCUUUGUGGUCUGACGAAAGGUGUCAGCCUGAGGAGAGAAUUGGAAUAGUUGCCUAUGAUCCGGAAGCUUGGGUUCAAGCCGCGAAGGCCGUGGCCGUGAUUCCUAGCGUCGCAGGAGUAGUGAUAUAUGCAGAUGCUGCGCAGGAGACAUCUUUGCCUGUCGUGCCGGCGCCUACGAUCUAUCAUCUUGCUGGAAAAUCUAGCGGCAGACCAGUGAAAUCAGAUGCUCUGACAGUAUACUACUAUGAGAGCGUUGAAUCUUACAAGUUUGCCAUUCCCUUCCAAAGUGCUUUCAACUACACAACUGAAGCCAUUUCCCACACGCGUAGUCUCUCUCAUCUCAAGCCACGCAUGCUUGGUCCGUAUUUUGAUCUCGAGUUAAUUUGGGAUGAGCAUACCUAUUAUGAGUUCUCCGAUCGCUCAGUCGAACAUACUAUGAGCACCAUGGUUCAGGAACCAUACGUGAAUCAUACUCCUGUCCUAACUGGUGGUGUUGGCCGUGGAGCGCUAACCAACUUCUAUCGAUCCAAUUUCAUCUUCAACAAUUCCGCUGAUACCACUCUUGAGCUUGUGAGUCGGUCGAUAGCCAUCGAUAGGAUCAUUGAUGAGUUCAUUCUCAAGUGUACACACGAUCUAGAAAUUGACUGGCUCAUCCCUGGGAUACCUCCAACUGGACUAAAGUUGGAGGUGCCGUUCACUGCAGUCGUCAAUAUCCGAGGAGACCGUCUGUACCACGAACAUAUCUCCUGGGAUCAGGGCACGGUACUGAGGCAACUCGGCCUUCUACCCGAGUACCUGCCAUUCCCUCACCCCCUCCCUAAUGGCAAGACCCCGGCUCUGGGCAACCAUUUCGAGUACCGCGUGCCCGUGACGGGCACUGCUAGUGCUUCCAAGUUGAGAGAUAGGGGUUCGGAGCCGUCGAAUGAGAUGUUACAGUUCAAAAUCCGCGAAGUUCCAGUGACGCAGCCAGCUGGUCCUCGGAGUUACACAACUGCCAUUCAAAUAUAG